Molecule: messenger RNA, 393 nt
Organism: Adineta steineri
Lineage: Eukaryota; Metazoa; Rotifera; Eurotatoria; Adinetida; Adinetidae
Source: the annotation of a GenBank genome assembly
AUGUUACUACUUCUUCUUUUGUUUUUUUGUGUACCAUGUAUUACUGGAGAUGAAGAUGCUAUUCUUGAUCAACUGCGAACUGAAAUUGCUUUCAGUAAAAGAAUGGAUCAAGAUCAUAUGAUUGAUUUUGUAUGUAAAUUAUUAGCAUCACCAGAAUUUAUUGUAGCCAGUGCUGAUGAUGAUUUUUUAAGUACGAUACUUGAUGAACUUGGCUUUGGAGCAUUGGGUGUACGACGUAAUACUUGGGCAGCUAAAUAUCAAGCAGAUCCUCGUAAAUCAGCAACUUGUUUUGGUACUUUACAUUCAGUAGGAACAUCUGAUAAAUCAAGAAUGUCCUUGGCAAAUUCAAGAAAUAUUAUACGACGAUGUUGUUUAAAUAACGAUGAUUUAUAA